UUUUCAAGAUAGUGAUAGAGCAGAUUAAAGGGGAGAGAGAGAGAGAGAGAGAGAGAGAGAGAGAGAGAGAGAGCGCUAAAAAAGAAGGGGGCAAAAAGGCAUAGACUUCCUAAGAGCUAGAUUCCAUGGAGGAACACCUCAACCCACUAGCAGCCACUCAUCUCCUUCAACACACUCUCAGAAGCUUGUGCCUGCAUGAGAACUCCCAGUGGGUUUAUGCUGUCUUUUGGAGGAUCUUGCCUCGGAACUAUCCACCCCCCAAAUGGGAAGCUCAAGGAGCUUAUGAAAGGUCAAGAGGAAAUAGACGAAACUGGAUAAUGGUUUGGGAGGAUGGCUUCUGCAACUUCGCCGCCUCAACGGCAGUGGAGUCCGCCAGCGGCGAUUACCCGAGCUCCUCAGUGUAUGGCGACUGCGAAUUCCCGCAAUACCAAGGACUGCAACCGGAGCUUUUCUUCAAGAUGUCUCAUGAAAUUUAUAACUAUGGAGAAGGUAUAAUUGGAAAAGUGGCUGCAGAUUAUAGCCAUAAGUGGAUACACAAAGAGCCAAACGAGCAAGAAAUCAACUUCUUGUCAGCAUGGCACAACUCAGCCGAAUCACAUCCUAGGACAUGGGAAGCACAGUUUCAGUCUGGUAUAAAGACGAUCGCAUUAAUUGCAGUUAAAGAAGGUGUGGUUCAGCUUGGUGCUGUCAACAAGGUGGUAGAAGAUCUCAGCUACGUUGUACUACUGAGGAAAAGGUUCAGCUACAUAGAGAGCAUUCCCGGGGUGCUCUUGCCUCACCCAUCAUCUUCUUCAUAUCCCAAUGUGGGAUACAGCGGCGCACCAGACGGUGCAUGGCACUUCGAAGCGAACCUUCAACCGCCGUCUGACCUUUGCGACCCAUUCAACCAGCCAUUCAAGAUCACGCCAUCCAUGAGCAGCCUCGAGGCGCUUCUCUCAAAGCUCCCGUCGGUCGUGCCGCCGCCAGGGUCCGAAUACUGCCACGAGCAACCACUGAUGCAGUUCAUGACUCCGCCACUGGAGAGGCCGCCCGUGGUGUUGAUGGCCGGGUUGGAGAAGGUGGAGGCCAAGGAGGAAAUGGAGGAAGAUUAUGGGGAAGGAAGGAGCAACGUGGUAGGCGAGAGCAGCAGCUCAAUGUCGGGUUACCGUCAUCCGGUGCACACGCAGCAGCAUUAUUACCAGCGGCAGGACGUGAACUCAACGAGCAGCGCCAGCAACAAUUGGUUCUAACUACGCGACAUCAAUACAACCUCCACAUUCAAUUUAUAAAUUUAGGAAAAUGGAUCUCUAACGUUUGUAGCUUUAUGUUUCCAGUCUCUCUGUCUCUCUCUGUGGGUACUCACUGGACGAGGCUUGACUUGCAUGGCAGAGAAGCACUUCCAUUGUCAGAUCGAUCUCUAAAGCUUAAUAUGAAAUAAUGAAUCCAGCAGUCCAGUCUUUUGUA
This is a messenger RNA of Syzygium oleosum, 1443 nucleotides long. RefSeq names its product protein RICE SALT SENSITIVE 3. The record is from RefSeq and is a predicted model, not a curated record. Bases 126 to 1229 code for a protein of 367 amino acids. The transcript is spliced from 7 exons. NCBI's taxonomy places the organism in Eukaryota, Viridiplantae, Streptophyta, Magnoliopsida, Myrtales, Myrtaceae.